UAAAAACGAUAUUGGAUAUUGGAUUUCGUCAACACAAUGAAAACGAAAUGCUCUCCUUUCAUCGAAUUGACAUCCCGAUGUGCAUAAGAAAUGAAAUAAUUCAUUGGAAAAUGUCAAUUGUGAUAGAAAAUGCUAAAUUAUUCUAAUUUUUGAAGUUUAUUUUUAGCGUAUAUGGUGAGAAGGGGGUUUAAUAUCGAGAUUACGGUCUUCAAUCCCGCAAUCACUCAAUACAUUCAGACAUUCUAAUUGGGAUUAAAAACGAUAGUAUUUGUGUAAAUGAUGAAAUAUUUGAGAUAUCACCAAUGUAUUUACCGAAAUUAAUAUUGUUGUAAAACUUCUGCUCUAAUAAUACUUAGUGUUUGACGAGUUGCAAAGUGAUACCGGUGUAGAAGACGUAAUAUUCGUAAAAUGGCAUAUUCACACGUUGCCGAAUUUGGUCACGAUGGGGUACUGUUAUCGCUUUUGAGUAAUUGCUUUCGCUAGUAAAUCUUAAAUAGACGUUAUGCACAACAAAAGCCUAUUUAAUGCGUCACAGUAUUUCAUGAUAACAAAAUAAUCAACGAAGUUUAGUGACGUAGUCAACUAAUGCCCGAGUCUAAGUGUUGGUGUGAUCAUGUAAUAGCCUUUUGAUACGAAAUGAUAACACAAGAAGAGUAAUGUAGUUUUCUCUUUAUUACCUAAUGAAACCUUUUGAGAUAGUGGUGUUAAACGCAGCGUAAUAAUAACAGAGUAUUUGUGAUAAAUGGUGUAUACGUUGCAUUGUGUACUUGAAGUGCCUAGACUACUAAUACAAGUCGUGUGCACAUAGAACCUACGUUUGCUAGGUUAUGUUUCGUUACUACAGUACGAGCACAUGUUUGACGGCUACUUUCUUAACAAUCUUGAAUAUUAAUCUUAAACGCAACUGAAACACUUUACACAAGGCUUGAUGACGCAUUGAGGAAGUAAUGAUAGUUUAAGACUGACGCAUUUCACAUAAGUAUUAAUACGUUGCCUAUCAUUCUCGUUAACUCUGCAAUGUCCCCAAAAUGAUAAGUAAAAGAGACAAAUUUAGUCGACAUAAAUGCAUAUAUUUGUAAGGAAACAAUAAUCAAUCAAGUUGAAAAUGACUCAAAAUAAACGAGUACAUAUAUACAAUAAAAAGAGUUAAUAACAAUCCAGUGAAAAAAUCGCAGUUGUAGAGUUUUUUAUAGCUGCAUCAUAGUCAUCAUAAAGUCCACCAAACACUCUAUCCGCAACAUCUGUGUCAGUUUGCCUCCGUUGUUAGUGGUGUUGGACCAGUCUUUGCAGUUUUCGUCACCACCAGUUCCGAUCGCAGAAACUGGAUGUGAACUUUCCAAGCAGAGAUUGAGAUUGUCUUCCUUCGAAUGCCUUCGGCCGUAUUGAGAAAUAUCUGAAGAUGUAUACAUAUCAGGUAAAUUAAUCUUACCUUUGGUGAACAAUUCCUAAUCUCAGCCACAGUGAAUAUGUUAACAAGGCAAGGAACAACCACAGAGUUGGUGAAAUUCUAUAUAUUAGUCGUCCAUAUAUUCCACGAUAGAUUUCAGGAAUCGUGUAACUUCCAAAUCACCUGUCACACUUUCUCUUCUAUAAAAAACAAAUAUUAUACAAGUGACUCUUAUCCAUCCGUUACAACUAACUAAAAGAGAUAAAAUCUUCAAACUUUGUACUUCUUUGAUUAAGUUACCCAGUAGUAUUCUGCUUGUUAGUGGAUCUAAUGCUUCUCACAUCUGUGAAAUUUAUAAGCAUGUUAACUUGUUCCCUUAAGCUAAAAAAUAUAAUGUCUAUCCGCUUUUAUUAUUGCUAUUUCAAAGCCCGCCUCAGUAACGUAAGGCACGUAUUAGCCGCAACGUUUACGCAAAGGAAAAUCUACCAAUCACAGUGUGCGUAAGUGACCUUCAAGUGCUCAGCCUCUCCGUAAGCCAUUUGUGCCGCUAUCCUCUAUCACAGGCUGCCAACGCGUUAUUGGUAGUAACUUCAUAUAAUGGCGCUUGUCCGUUCUGUAUGUUCAACUCGACCCUUUCAAAUGAGAUGUCCAUUACAUUGUAUCUAUCGUCAGUUCUCAGUUGUUCCGCAUAUUGUUUCGACAGAAUCAUCAAUCACUGACGAAGAACCUGACAUUCCUACUGAUAAACUAAAGGUAUUUAGUGCAUCAUAUAUAAAUUCAGUGUUAUUACUUGGAACAGUUAUGGGAUUGAAGAUGUUCCCGAUGCAAAGCAAUCCAGAUCGCAACUGGGCAUUGUUAUUCUUGAGAACACGAAUGUCAAAACUUGUGCCUGUUUUAGAUACGCAUCCAACUGAUGACACUUUAACAAAUGACUCUUCAGUGACGUUCAGAAAGGUUCCCCUCAGUUCAUCGAAUAGAAUCCACGUUUUCAGCCCUAGAUUGGUUAGUGGUCUUAGAGAUAUCAAGCCUGGGGAACGUCUAUUAGUAAGUGGAUUCCUGUCCUACUAUCAAUCAUCAAAACUUGAUGGAAAGACAAACAAACAGUGCUGCGUAACGGCUCAGCGUAUCGCCCAUAUGGGAUGGUCUUCUGAUUACGAACCUGAUAAAACUCUAGAAGAAGUCCUUGAGACAUGAAAAACUACUUUCCAAAAAUACCGUCAACUAUUCCAGCAAAGAAAUCUGCAUUUUUAUCAGGUUUGACUUGGGAAUAGGGAAAAGUCUUGUUGGUGAGAAGGCUGAUUAAAUGUAAUCUUCUCUACUAACCUGGUGAAAAUCUGGAUCCGAAAUCAAAAUGAAUUCAUCGUCAAUCAUCCUCACCAUAAUCACGUUGGAAUCUAAAUAUUUGCAUCAUUUGAUAUUUUUCAGUUCUUUCUGUCCCUGACAUAUUUUUUCAGAGAAUUAAUAACUUAUUAUGCAUAAAUUGUCUGGCAUUUUUGUACAUAAGCAUUGUCUAAGUAUUGAAAUAAAACUAUUGAGUUAAUU
Messenger RNA from Trichobilharzia regenti, 2929 nucleotides. Lineage: Eukaryota; Metazoa; Platyhelminthes; Trematoda; Strigeidida; Schistosomatidae. The record is from the annotation of a GenBank genome assembly.